GGGUCGUAUAAGCUGUAAUAUAACAUCGGAUUAUAUUGCAAUGAAAAGGUAUUAAAUAAAUAUGACAGAUAAAUUACACAGGCCUGUCAUUAUUUUCAGAAAUUACUGGAAUGAUAAUUAAGAAAAUAAAAACAAUUUUGCUAGCAGCUCACCAACAGUCAAGCUCAACUGAACACAGUCAUACAUAUAGAAUACAGACCAGCACAGCAAAGACAGAAGCCAAAGUAAAGCCCGUAGCGUAUGCCGCACAAUUGCAAAUUGCAAAUGCCUGUAAACGCUGCUCGUGCUCGUAGGCCCACGCUCACUCAUACAGGCUGUCGCUGUUAAUUUUUCUGCUCUUGCAAUUUCCUGGAGCCUUAUCACUGCAAUUCAUCACUUAACAAUAACUUGAACUAUUUAUUUAUCAAAAUGGGAAUUAUUCUGUCAAGAUUUCGUAAAAAGAAGACGACAAUAGAAAUUUUGGAGGACCUUGACUCCCAAAUAAAAAAAAUUGAACAGUAUGGUCAAACAACAGAACAGAGGCAUAAAAAAAUAGUUGGAACAUUAAUAAUAUACAGUGUGUUACUUUAUGUCGUAACGGCGGUACUGUUUUAUUUUUACUUCUUUCCCGCUUCACUUUACGAUCAACUUUUUUACAUCACUCCAUUAUUAAUUUUUCCAUUGCUGAUAAUAUUUACCAAAAAACUGGUGACGUGGUAUUACAAAAGAAAAAUCUCAAGGAAUCAAGAAAAAUUAGUAGACAUGCAGAAAGAGAAGAAGAAAAUUUUAGAUCAAGUCACUGAGACCGAGACUUAUAAGAAAGCUAAAGAAAUUUUGCUUAAAUUCGCUCCUGAUCAAUUGAGAAUGACACCUCUUUCACCUCAGCCGGUAUCAAAAACACCAAUGACAACCCCAGUACCAAGGCGCCUGAGUACACCACAGCCUCAGACACCGAUGCCUCAGCCAUCGAUGGCCACUCCAAUGCACCAGACGUCUGACGCAACUGAGCUGCGAAAGCGCGCGUUGGCAGCAACCAGCCCGCAAUUAAAUUCAUCAAUCGGUAGGCCUGUAAAUACUGGUCUUGUACCAGUUGGGUUAGCUUCUGCUAAUACUCCGCAGCAGACUCCAUAUUAUCAUCCGAGUGGUAGAUUGUUAAAUGCUUCGUUAAUCCGUCCUCGGUCACCGUUACCACGUCCGAUACUUCCGAAACAGAGAAGUUAUUUGGAUCGCUUGGUUGAAUAUUUGGUGGGUGAUGGUCCCUCUAAUCGGUACGCGCUGAUAUGUAGGCAGUGUGAUUCACAUAAUGGAAUGGCGCUCAAAGAAGAAUUUGAAUAUUUUGGGUUCCGUUGCUGUUACUGUCAAUACUGGAAUCCAGCACGGAAACAAAAGCCAUCAGCGCCAAAAUUAGAUGGUGAUAUUACAUCCCCGUUAUCAAUAACCGGCCGCCAAAGCGGCAAGUCAACAAACCACGAAGCGACGUCAUCUAGCUCGUCUGGCACUGACUCAGAUAUUGAAGUCGUUGAUAAGCCAGACACACCAGAAGCAGAAGCCAUUGAGUCUGAUAAAAUAAUUGAUCAGAAGUUACCCGACAAAGUUUUAAAUGAAGAAAAAAAAGUAAUUGAAGAAUCUGAAGAUAAAUCUGACCAAAUGGAGGUAGACGAAUCUCCACGUAAAUGAUAAUAAAUAAUUAUAAAUAUUAAUUGUAAAUUAAA
Messenger RNA from Cotesia glomerata, 1691 nucleotides. RefSeq names its product endoplasmic reticulum junction formation protein lunapark-A (gene Lnpk). Lineage: Eukaryota; Metazoa; Arthropoda; Insecta; Hymenoptera; Braconidae. Bases 409 to 1656 code for a protein of 415 amino acids. Gene Ontology annotation, cellular component: endoplasmic reticulum tubular network. The transcript is spliced from 10 exons. The record is from RefSeq and is a predicted model, not a curated record. Gene Ontology annotation, biological process: endoplasmic reticulum tubular network organization.